Molecule: messenger RNA, 318 nt
Organism: Penicillium canescens
Lineage: Eukaryota; Fungi; Ascomycota; Eurotiomycetes; Eurotiales; Aspergillaceae
Exons: 1
Coding region: 1-318 (105 amino acids)
Source: RefSeq, a predicted model, not a curated record
AUGGCCGUUUACGAGAGUGGUGUGAUUGUAUCGAACACGGAGCGCUGGUACGAAUGCGCGAUUUGGAAUUGCAAGUCGAUGCCAGCAUCGAUACUUUGGUCGUGCUUUAUCGCAAAGAUAAUUUGCGAGGGUCAAAUGGAUGCGGGCGCAGAGAAAAAGCAGGAGGCGUUUAUUAAGAUGUUCUUUAGUGACGAAGGGGUGAGGUGCGUUGCCACAACACAGAGCUUGCUUGAGCACUGGGACGGAAAUGUAUCCGCGCUGCGGAUUGUAAUGAAGGUGUCGGUGAUUAUUGUGAUGUAUCGUCCCACUUUGUUGUAA